AUGACUACGCCAACCGGGCAAUCGGCCACUCGGGAGAAAGUGCUAAUCGAGCUGCUGACGACGGGUCGGGCCUCGGCGGCCAAGCUUCAGGCCCUCCUCUUGCGAGGUGGGCCUCAAGGGCCAGGCCCAAAUGAGGCCCGGCGACUUGCGGUCAACAUCGUCGAGUCCUUCACAAAAACCCUUUCCGUGAUGGGCUUGACUUCCUGCACCGGAGGCAAGAAGGUGCCGCCGCCGCCGCCGACGGCCAAGGAACGGAGGGGAUGUUACAAGAGGAGGAGGACUUCAGAUUCAAGGGUGGUAGAGUCUCCAACACAAGAAGAUGGCUUCGCAUGGAGGAAAUAUGGACAAAAGGAAAUUAUGAAUUCCAACUAUCCGAGAUGCUAUUUCAGAUGUACCCACAAAUACGACGAAGGCUGCAAAGCCUUAAAACAAGUACAAAUGAUCAAAGACGACCCCAUCACGUAUCAAACCACAUACUUCAACCGCCAUACUUGCAAACUGCAACUGAAUCAACAUCAUGUCAUGGUCGAUUCAAUCCCAACGAGUCCUAAUCUAAUUAGUUUUGGGCCGUACGAUAUCCAACUAGAAAAAGAUCAUCAUCAUUCCCCAAUUUCCACGAUUAUUUCUCAAGUCGACCAAGAAACUAGAAACAAUCGUCCCGCCAAAAGUGAUGAUGAUCAAGAUUUGAGCUCGGAUGAAGCCAAAUCGACACUGCAGGAUCCAUGGCAGGAUAUCAAUGACGGGCUCGAGUCCUUGGGAUACAAGCCCGAUUGUGACUUCGGUAGCCUGCAUGGGCUUGAUGAGGAGGUUAAUGAGUUUGUCCAAAUCGACGUUCCGAUACUUAUUUUUGCCGGAAAAGCUGACGUGGCGCCCAGUCAGAUCGUAGUUUUCAUUUCCGGCAUGAUGUGGCACGAGAUAGGCCCAAGAUUCGGUAGGGAUUGCACCGUGACGUUGGCGGACUGUAGAAGGAGGCGACUUGAGGGGUUUGAGGUUGGAGGGGAGUGGGCCCCGCGGGUCGACCGACUUGAGGCGGGGUCUCUGGGCGGCACCGGUGGGACUGCAGGUGACGUCGUCGUCUGGGGGGUUCACUGUCUUUGGAGAAGAGCUUGGGCUUGGCCGUCAAUGGAAUUGGAGAAGAAAAUAGAUCUGGAGAAAUUUGUGGAAGAGAAGAGCUAUGGAAAGAAAAUCCCAUUAGUUUUUGGGGUUUUGUUGCUUUGUUUCUCGGUGAGAGAAAAUGGGGUGAGCGCGUCGAUCCAUGAGUACAAGAACGAAGCUUUCAUCCGUCGUUUCAAUUCCUACUUCUUCCAUGGCGGCAGUGAGGGGCUUUACGCGUCCAAGAUCGUUGACCCGCCCAAAACAGCUGCUAACGAUGAUGGCAACAAGCCCCUCAAUGGGAAAUCAUUCAUCAGGUUCGAAUCAAUCACGUUUAGGAGACCGAAAGAAGUAGCCAGCAAGCAAAACCAGAUGCAGCAAAGCACUGGAGUAGUUGAGACCAUAAUCGUCGAGGUCAAAGACAGUGACAAAAUCGGGACAACUUACGGGAACUCAAAUGCCAUAUGUUGCGACCCGGCCCUCGCCAAGGACGGGUUUUGCAAAGUCGGUGAGGUCAUCAUUCGCCAAAAUCCCGAAAACCCAGAAUGGCCCAAGAAGCUACAAACAUCUUUCGAGGGGAACAACGAAGAGGCUAGCAUGGUUCUCCAAUCAGUUGAGAUAAAUAAAACCGGAAUGUACUAUCUGUAUUUCAUGAUCUGUGACCCUGAACUAAAGGGCACUUUAAUUAGUGGAAGAACAGUGUGGAGAAAUCCCGAAGGCUAUUUACCGGGUAAAAUGGCGCCUUUAAUGACUUUUUACGGGUUCAUGUCGUUAGCCUACCUUGUUCUUGGACUGGUAUGGUUCAUGAGAUUUGUUCAACACUGGAAAGAUAUAAUUCAGCUGCAUUAUCAAAUAACAGCUGUCAUUGGGCUCGGGAUGUGCGAGAUGGCCUUUUGGUACUAUGAGUACGCGAAUUUCAACUCGACUGGAAGUAGACCUAUUGGGAUUACGCUUUGGGCAGUUACUUUUAGUGCGAUUAAGAAAACAGUGUCUCGGCUUCUUCUGCUCGUGGUCUCGAUGGGUUAUGGUGUGAUGAGACCAACAUUGGGGGGUAUAACUGCAAAAGUGAUUCUUCUUGGCGUGUUGUACUUUAUGGCAUCAGAAGCUUUGGAACUUGUCGAGCAUUUGGGGAAUAUAAACGAUUUCGCGGGGAAAGCCAGGCUUUUUUUGGUUCUGCCAGUGGCACUUUUGGAUGCGUGCUUUAUCGUUUGGAUUUUUUCGUCGUUAUCCAAAACUCUGGAGAAGCUUCAGAUACGGAGAAGCAUGGCAAAACUCGAGCUUUACCGAAAGUUCACCAAUGCUCUAGCUGUGUCUGUUCUGCUUUCAGUUGCUUGGAUCGGAUAUGAGUUGUAUUUCAAUGCCAGUGACCCCCUAAGUGAAUUGUGGCGAAGAGCGUGGAUAAUCCCAGCUUUUUGGACUUUGCUUGCCUAUAUAUUGUUGGUGGUUAUAUGCAUCCUAUUGGCUCCUUCCGAUAAUCCUACUCGGUAUGCAUAUGAAACUGGCGAUGAUGAUGAAGAGGGUUUAUCACUGACUGGGGCAGGUGUUAUAGUGGCGGGCGACUUGAAAGAAAGGAAGGUUUCGAUUUCAUCAGAUCAUGUGUUUGGUCUAGUCGAGGAUUUAGAAGAGGAUAAAAGGGAAUAA
This is a messenger RNA of Striga hermonthica, 2733 nucleotides long. The record is from the annotation of a GenBank genome assembly. NCBI's taxonomy places the organism in Eukaryota, Viridiplantae, Streptophyta, Magnoliopsida, Lamiales, Orobanchaceae.